This is a messenger RNA of Conger conger (European conger), 1464 nucleotides long. Its product is annotated as RPE-retinal G protein-coupled receptor-like. Gene Ontology annotation, cellular component: membrane. The record is from RefSeq and is a predicted model, not a curated record. NCBI's taxonomy places the organism in Eukaryota, Metazoa, Chordata, Actinopteri, Anguilliformes, Congridae. The transcript has 7 exons. Gene Ontology annotation, biological process: G protein-coupled receptor signaling pathway; phototransduction; visual perception. Gene Ontology annotation, molecular function: G protein-coupled receptor activity. Bases 563 to 1450 code for a protein of 295 amino acids.
CAGUACUGCGUUUUGUAACACUACCCUGGGUCCGCCUUCAGGCUCUAUAUACCAGAUCACCUCGUGUCCCGUGUCGCUUCGCAAACUUAUCUCAAGUCAUUAUAAUGAACUGUUUGUUUCUAGACUAUUUAAAAUAUACCCGAUUUGAAUACUGAAAACCGAGCAGACUGGAUUCACCAGAGAUAAACGCAGCGGAAUGGAUUCACCAAAUACCUUAUUUGCGUUCGAUUGUUUUCAUUAGUUAACUUGAGCUAAACACACUAGAACAACGUGUUUUUCUUAAGUAUGGUGAAACCAAAGUUUAGGAAUUGUAAGUAUCGAGAAACAAAAAGGACUUGAUUUAAGCUUUAUGCAUUAACUUUAUGCAAGAACUUACUUUGCUCAUUAGGACAUUCUUGCAGGGAUUUUAGAAAAAGGGAAGGUUAAGCAGAAUUAAUUGCGUGCCUUUCAUCUGAACGGGGGUGAUUUAAAAGGAGACUUCUUUUACGUCCAGCGCACUCCGGGAGUAUAGAAAGGAGUGGUGUAGAUUCCUCUAUACUAUUGAACCGUAAACACGUUCAAAAUGGUUACAACGUACGCUUUACCGGAGGGGUUCACGGACUCUGAUAUGGUUACAUUCGGGUCUGCAUUUCUUAUGGAAGGUGUCCUUGGAUUCUUUCUCAAUGCCAUCUCAGUAGUUUCAUUCCUUGCAGUUAAGGAGAUGCGAACCCCAAGUAAUUUCUUUAUCUUUAACCUGGCCCUGGCUGAUGUUAGUCUUAAUGUGAAUGGCAUCAUUGCUGGCUAUGCAAGCUUUCUAAGACACUGGCCUUUUGGGGUAAGUGGUUGUCAGAACCAUGCCUUCCAGGGAAUGGUGUCUGCCCUUGCCAGCAUCAACUUCAUUGGUGCAGUUGCCUGGGACAGAUACCACCAGUACUGCACCAAACAGAAGCUGUUUUGGAGUAGUUCAAUGACUAUGUCUGGUAUAGUCUGGGUGCUCUCUAUCUUCUGGGCUUUCCUUCCCCUGGCUGGAUGGGGUGAAUAUGGCUUUGAGCCCCUAGGAACGAGCUGUACUCUGGACUACAGCAAGGGUGACAGGAACUACACCACCUACAUGCUGACCCUGACCUUCUUCUACCUGAUAAUCCCAGCUCUGACCAUGCUCACGUCUUACCAGUCCAUUCAGAAGCACUUCAAAAAGACCAGGAAGUACAAGUUAAACACUGCCUGGCCAUUGAGGGUAAUGCUGGUUUGCUGGGGACCUUAUGUCCUCCUCUGUAUGUAUGCCAGUAUUGACAACGCCUUGGCUAUCAGUCCAAAGUUUAGAAUGGUGCUUCCUGUUUUGGCAAAAACCACCCCUAUCUUUCACUCCCUCCUGUACGCCUUUGGAACUGAGAGCUACAGGGCAGGAAUCUGGCAGUUCCUCACCGGAAAGAAAAUGGCGUUGCCGCCACCUGAAAAGUCUAAAAAAUAAACCAUUGUCCCAUC